UUUGUGACGUUGUUGCUGUGAACACGUCAACGUUGUUAGAAAAUCAUUUGCUGUUGCGCUCGUGAAACACUUUCACCAAAGAUUUAUUGAAGAAAAGUGAUAUUACAUUUAAUUAAACUAAAUAACACUUACCAAAAUGCUGUACCUUGAAGAUUAUUUGGAAAUGAUAGAGCAUCUACCUCAAGAGUUACGGGACAGGUUCACGGAAAUGCGCGAGAUGGAUUUAUCGGUGCAAAAUAAUAUGGAUACCCUUGAGAAAAGAGUACGCACUCUGUUCGGAGGUUGUCGUCGUGGUGACAUCAACAAAGACCACGCUGAUACUGAAUUUAGCGAUAUUAAACGUUGCUAUGGCAAGACUUUGGAAGAGGCUGAUGAGAAAGUUGCUCUUGCUAAUCAGAUGUCUGAAUUAGUCGACCGGUAUUUGAGAAGACUGGACACAGAGCUGCACAAGUUCAAGUGUGAGCUUGAGGCUGAUAAUAAGGGGAUAACAGAGUUGCUUGAAAAGCGUUCGUUGGAACUGGAUGUCAACACCAACCAUACAAGUGCAUCCAAUAAUAACCAUUAUAAUAAGGAGAAUAGGUACCGUAUACGCACGGAGAAGCGGCGUGACAGUUGGGCCACGCGGGACUCUAGAGCCCACGCGGCGGCUUCGAAUCUGUCCCGGACUGAUUCGGCUAUACAGGCCGCCUUGGGUCGCGACUCCUAUAAUCUCAGCCCAAGUGGCGCUAUUGCCGUGGCUGUCACUCAAGCGAUAGCCGCCACACAGCAGAUGGCACAGGGACGUCGCUCUGUAUCGAUGAAGGCUUCGUACGAUGCCCUGGCGAGCGGCGAGCUGUCGCACCAUACCAUCCAGCAAGCACAUCAUACACAACACGAUCAUGGUGGUCUGUCUUCGAGCCACGGCCAAACAAGUAGUGUGCACGGACAUCACACCACAUCUCAUGGUCACAGCAGCACAUCCGCUUCCAACAAACGUCAUAACAAACAGAAGAAAACAAGUUACGGGUCGGCGUCGAGCGUGUCUUCGCACACGCAGCAGACGAUGUCGGCGGCUGCCAGCCGCUCGUCCUCGCCCACUGUCGUGCUGAACACUAGCAUAGUGAAUAACGUCAGCAUGGAGGAGCCGAUGGAGGAAGAAUGGACCUACGACCCCAACGAGCCCCGCUACUGCAUCUGCAACCAGGUGUCUUACGGAGACAUGGUCGCUUGUGAUAAUCAAGACUGCCCCUACGAGUGGUUCCAUUACCCAUGUGUUGGGAUCACAGCCCCACCGAAAGGCAAAUGGUAUUGCCCUCAAUGCCAAACCAACAUGCGCCGCAACCGUGCCCACCGCAAGAAUUAAAUACCUCUGUUGUAUUUUAUUUUAUAUUUACGGUAUAAAAGUCUACUCAAGUAUUGCUGUAUUACUCAUUCAUUCAAAUAAACGAUUCCUUAAUGUA
Molecule: messenger RNA, 1439 nt
Organism: Pectinophora gossypiella (pink bollworm)
Lineage: Eukaryota; Metazoa; Arthropoda; Insecta; Lepidoptera; Gelechiidae
Gene: Ing3
Product: inhibitor of growth protein 3
Exons: 11
Coding region: 137-1342 (401 amino acids)
Biological process (GO): regulation of DNA-templated transcription
Cellular component (GO): NuA4 histone acetyltransferase complex
Source: RefSeq, a predicted model, not a curated record